Molecule: messenger RNA, 775 nt
Organism: Tachyglossus aculeatus (Australian echidna)
Lineage: Eukaryota; Metazoa; Chordata; Mammalia; Monotremata; Tachyglossidae
Gene: ATP5PO
Product: ATP synthase peripheral stalk subunit OSCP
Exons: 7
Coding region: 50-691 (213 amino acids)
Biological process (GO): proton motive force-driven mitochondrial ATP synthesis
Cellular component (GO): membrane
Molecular function (GO): proton-transporting ATP synthase activity, rotational mechanism
Source: RefSeq, a predicted model, not a curated record
GCGCCCUCCCGCCCCCUGAGCUGUGACCUCCAAGGAGGGCCAAGAGAAGAUGGCGGCCUGGGCAACUGGGGCCAUGGCUUGGCAGGUGAGGCAGUUCAGCACCUCUGCGGCCCGACCGUUUGCCAAACUAGUCCGGCCUCCGAUUCAGGUUUACGGUCUGGAAGGUCGCUACGCCACUGCUCUCUACUCGGCGGCAGCCAAGCAGAAGAAACUGGAACAAGUAGAAAAGGAGCUCAUCAGAGUAGCCCAACUUCUGAAGGAACCCAAAAUGGCCGCUUCCAUUCUCAACCCCCAUGUCAAGCGUGCUGUGAAGAUGAAAAACCUGAAUGACAUCACUGCAAAAGAGAAGUUUUCCCCCAUCACCACCAACUUGAUCAGUCUGCUGGCUGAAAACGGCCGCCUAAACAACACCCCUGGAGUCAUUUCCGCCUUCACCACCAUGAUGAGCGUGCACCGGGGAGAAGUCCCGUGCUCCGUGACCACGGCUUCCGCCCUAGAUAGUGCCACGCUGACAGAGCUCAAGACCGUCCUCAACAGCUUCCUGACUAAGGGCCAAGUGUUGAAACUGGAAGUUAAGACGGACCCAUCAAUCAUGGGAGGGAUGAUUGUCCGCAUUGGGGAGAAAUUUGUCGAUAUGUCUGCAAGAACCAAGAUUCAGAAGCUGAGCAGAGUGAUGAAAGAGGCUAUCUGAAAGGAGUGUUGUUCUUCCCCACCACCCUUGGGUGCGGACCGCCCCCUAAAACUUGUGGCAACAAUAAACUAUUUCUUGAACCUA